ACAAUACCAAUUGGGCUAAAACUUUAUCUGGAGCUUAUUGUGUAUUAAUAGCUGUAUACGUAUACUUCCUGUUAAGUUAAUUUGUGUGUCAUGAGUGGUUAGCUGCGUGAAUAGAUAUGUAUUGAAUAACAAUCUUAUCAGGCCACAGUGUGUACAUUGGCAGUGAGGUGAUCAGAUUACGGAGAUUUUGACACGUACAUUUCUCUUUAGUUGUCUGUUUUCUGAAAUUUGUUGUAUUGAAUUUAUUCUAUUUCUGGCUAUUUACAAGGAUUUUUUUCCACGCUACUCGUUUGAACUGUGUACAUGAUGAAAUAAACACGAAAUAAAGUGAAUUUCAAAUAAAUGCACACAAUCUUGUGCGUUCUUCGUUAUGGCGACCACGGUUUUGUCUUCUUUCCUUAAAGAAUCUGACUCAGUUCUGGAUUAUUGUUGUACUUCGUGUGAAGAAGACAGUAGUUGUAUCGUGGCAGAGUUUUUCUGUGAAAAGUGUGAGAAAUUUUACUGUGAAAAAUGUAUCGCGCCACACAAGCAACUGUUUAGAACGCAUGCCACAUAUGGUCGAGCAAAUGUGGAAAAAUGGCCUGUUUCGAAGGCAACUACGGACAUCUUAGAGAAAUGUGAAGACCACGUUAAUAAAGGAUUGAAACUGUUCUGUGAGGAUCACCAUCAGCUCUGCUGCAGUACCUGCGUGCUCCUUAAUCAUCGGCAGUGUAGCAAGGUCAACCUUAUUGCUGAAUCAGCCAAAACCUGUGGUUCAGAAGACUUCAAUCAGUUAUUGUCAAGCAUGAAAUCAAACCUUCAGGAACUGAAUAAACUGCAGAACUCAAGACAAAACACCAUCCUAUCUCUACAGGAGUCGUAUGCAGAACAGCUACAUGCAAUACGAGAUAUGUACAAGAAACUAAAAGCUUCUUUGAAAGAACUCGAAGAGAAGACAAUAAAGGCCUUGGAUGAUUUGAUGGAUAAACUAAAAAGUGCCCUCACUACCGAUGUUGACCACUGCACACGGCUAAAAGACAAGCUCAUGCGCCUCAGCGAAGCCGUUCUGGACCUUGGUGAUAAGGAAAAACAGGAUCUGGCCUUUAUUGGCAGAAUAAAAUGCAUGGAAAUGAUACAGCAGUCGGAAACAUAUAUGAACGAUAAUAAUUGUACGAUUGAACAUGUUAUAAAACUUGUUCCAAACGCUAGCAUAGAACAAUUUCUGACAAAACAGUCAACACUGGGAGUACUCAUACAUCCAAACACGGCGAUAUUUGUGAAGGGAAAAACGGAGUAUGAUGUGAGUAUAUUUGAUGAUUCUAGUAAUCCAUGUGAUAUUGAAUGCAUAGUUCAGGUUUCCAAUGGCCACUUUGUAGUCGGAGACUGCAAACACAACAGCAUUAAGCUAUUAGAUCAGCAUUUCAAAGUAAAAAGCCACUGUGCUGUGUCUGAUGGUCCGAGAGAUAUGUGUCAAAUCACUUCUAGCGAGGUUGCGGUUGGUUUUUACACAGGUGAGGUGCAGUUUAUAUCUUUGAACAAAGAACGACUGGCAAAAGACAGGGCAAUGCAGUUACAACAUAAGUGCAUUGGGAUUGCUUUCCACCUUGCCAAACUAUACAUAACAUCUGGAACAGCUCUGUACCAGUACACGCUGUCUGGCUCGGAAGGGAUCAUGUUGCAUGAGGAUACACCAGGUUCAAAUACAGUAACUAAGUGUGCGGUGAGUCCGACUGGCGACAUGAUCUUCGUCACCAACAAUGAAAAGCACAAGCUCCUCACACUUGCCAAGUAUGGGACUCUUCUCUCUAGCUUCGGCGACCCUGAACUGCAAGGUACGUGGGGUGUCCAUGUGACCCCUGUGGGGCAGGUACUAGUGUGUGGAUACAGCUCCAAAAAUAUACUGCAGUUGGAUAGCGAAAGCAAGAAGAAGCUAGCUACAUUGGUAACAGAGAAAGACGGACUGGAAGGCCCUCCUCAGACAGUCAUUUUAAACAGCAUUAGUAACUAUAUGAUUGUGGGACAGUUCGACAAAGACAACUUAUUGGUAUUCGGAGUUAAAUAUUCACAAUAGAGUUUAUAGUGAGGUACUAUAAAUCUUACUCUUAAACAUUUUUGCACUUUCGAUUUGUAUCACACAUUUCUACUAUAUAUUUUAUAAUGAAGUAUUGCCCCAGUUUGUAUAAUUUUUGCAAAACUGUAAGACUGUUCGAAAAGUACAUUUGAACUCUCUUAUCUGUAAGAAAUCAGAAAAUCGUUGGCGACAAAUUGCAGUUUACCUUUGUAUGCCCCCGUUAAUGUGGCAUAUAGUAAUUUUUAAUUAUUUUUUUUAUAUCAAUAACGUCCAGAUAUUUACCUGAUUUUUGGUUUGUGAGUCUACCUGCAUACAUAACAGAUUAAGUUCAGUUUCGUUCCGGUCCAUUGAUUUGUGGCCAUGUAACGUCCAUGUCGUCUCGUAAUAGUAGUCCUAGUCAGUUCUUGGUGUUAUUUAACGCCAAAUACUCAACUGUUGAUUUAAUAAGAUAUGUAACAUAUUGUAUAAAUUGAAAAGUCAUGUGUCCAAAGCGAUUGUCAGAAAUUUAAUAAUACAGCUUUAUAUAAUAAUUAAGUGCUUAAUACAUAUACAUUUGAUAUAUUUUAAAAAUAAAAUGCUGAACGUUUAGCGUAUUUAUUAGCGAGUACCAGUUAAAUAAAAAUAAAGAGUGUACGGUAGUAUAUGGAACAACACAAUUUAAACAAGCCUUUUCGUUUGACCACAGCGGGCUUAAAUAAUGUAUCCGAAAAUACAAACAAUACAGAUUCAUAAUAUAAAAUGUUAUGUAUUUAUAUAUCAUAAUCACUUAUAAAGAGAUUUCGAUAAACAGGCACAGGCAGUACGAUGUGCACCACGUCCGCUUUUUUCACAUGUAUAUAAUGCUUAAAUAUUGUCAUUCACUGUAAAAAUACAAUAAAUGUAAAAUAAAACUAACUGAUCUGUGUU
Dreissena polymorpha is the source of this 2956-nucleotide messenger RNA. RefSeq lists its product as uncharacterized. NCBI's taxonomy places the organism in Eukaryota, Metazoa, Mollusca, Bivalvia, Myida, Dreissenidae. The transcript is spliced from 3 exons. Gene Ontology annotation, molecular function: ubiquitin-protein transferase activity; zinc ion binding. Gene Ontology annotation, cellular component: nucleoplasm; chromatin. The record is from RefSeq and is a predicted model, not a curated record. The coding region runs from base 371 to 2050 and encodes 559 amino acids. Gene Ontology annotation, biological process: positive regulation of DNA-templated transcription.